AUGAAUCCCGCCAACUCCAUCACUUAUUUCUUUAAUUCCAAAACCACUAAACUCUUAAUCAACAAACUAAAACAAAACAAUUCCAGACCCAAUCACACGAGAUGGAUCUCUCCGAUAUCGCUCAAAGGCUAGGCCUCUCAGAUUCCAAGCAAUUGAUCCGAAAAGCCGCUGAGUUUCGCCGGCUUUGCGACGCUCAGUUCGAUUCCUCAGUUAUCGGAGUCGGAGAGAUCUGUAAGGCUAUAAUGUGUCUGGAAAUCGCCGCCACGAGGUUUGACGUUAUAUUUAACCGACAGACAGCGAUUAAGAUGAGUGGAAUGUCUGAGAAGGCUUAUACCCGAUCCUUUAAUUUGCUACAGAACAGCAUUGGUUUCAAGAAUAAGUUGGAUAUACGAGAAUUGGGGAUUCAGUUUGGGUGUGUUAGGCUCAUUCCAUUUGUACGAAAGGGCUUGUCGCUGUACAAGGAACGGUUUCUUGCUUCGUUGCCAGCUUCCAGGCGGGAAACUGCAGACUUCACUCGCCCUGUAUUUACCGCUGUUGCAUUCUACUUAUGUAUAAAAAAACAGAAGCUGAAGGUAGACAAGCUUAAGUUGAUUGAGGUUUGUGGCACAUCUGAAGCUGAAUUUACAAGUGUUGCUACCACAAUGAAAGAUCUAUGUCAUGAUGUUUUUGGAGUCGCAAAGGAAAAGAAAGAUCCUAGAGAAAUAAAAGGGAAUCGAGAAUUGCUUGAUGUCUUACCGGGAAAAAGGAAGAUUGAAGAUGGAGGAUAUCUAUCUGAUGAUGGAGCUGAGGUUUCAAGUUACAAACGGCAAAAAGGAAAGGAGAAAGUUGCUUAUGAGGAGUGGAAAUCCCGUGUCUUGUCAUCAAACAAAAACAAGGCAAAAGUACCAUGCAAGCGAACAACGCAAACCAGCCUCAACUUUCAGAAGAAAGUUGCCGAGAUUCAGGAGUUGGAGGCAUUGUAAGAUACUGGCAUCCUUUUGGUGAAUCUUUUGGAUUGUCCAUGCUGGAAGCUCACAUGGGAAGACAGGAAAUGAACAUAAAGUGCAAUUAUUGAUUAUGCUACAACUAACAAUAUAACUGCUUCGGGCUGGUGGUAUAUUUUUGUUAUUGGUGCUUGCAGCAUGUGCUCAAUAGAUCAUGAAUUGGAAUUUCUGAGCAUUGAAGGAUUAUUCUAAUUAUUUCUUCAUAUCAAGUGACUGUAAAGCUGCAGUUUUGCAUAUAUAUUAUUAUAGGAUCUCCUUUUCUUCAUAAUGAAA
Pistacia vera is the source of this 1256-nucleotide messenger RNA. Its product is annotated as origin of replication complex subunit 6-like. Gene Ontology annotation, biological process: DNA replication initiation; DNA replication. The transcript has 10 exons. Gene Ontology annotation, cellular component: nuclear origin of replication recognition complex. The record is from RefSeq and is a predicted model, not a curated record. NCBI's taxonomy places the organism in Eukaryota, Viridiplantae, Streptophyta, Magnoliopsida, Sapindales, Anacardiaceae. Gene Ontology annotation, molecular function: DNA binding. The coding region runs from base 102 to 962 and encodes 286 amino acids.